Molecule: messenger RNA, 1471 nt
Organism: Capsicum annuum
Lineage: Eukaryota; Viridiplantae; Streptophyta; Magnoliopsida; Solanales; Solanaceae
Product: probable membrane-associated kinase regulator 2
Exons: 1
Coding region: 150-1109 (319 amino acids)
Cellular component (GO): plasma membrane
Source: RefSeq, a predicted model, not a curated record
CCUCAGUUUCUCUCCUCUUUCAAAAAGGAUAGAACCUUACAAUAACUCUUUGCUUUCACAGCUAAAAAUCCCACUCUAAAGCUGCAUUACACCCCCAAAAUUUCACUUUAUUUCUUCACAUUUUGGCCUCAUCAUAAAAUAAAAAACCCAUGGAAGCAUUUAACCUACUCAAAUUCUGGCGAAAUUCCGGCCGUGAUACUCCUUGCCGGUACAUUGUCUCUGAAAUUGAUGAUUUAGACUACGUACGUAACCCGGUGAUCGAAACUGAUGAAGAAUCCGACGAUGAUGCUGAUUCAUACUUUGAUUUGGUUUUCACUGGCCCGAAUGAACGCCCCAAAUUGGACGACAACAACAACUCCAAAUCAUCACUUCCUGUCAACAGUCCCCGUGACCCAGAGUCACCUAGAGAUGUGUUUUUCAAACCAAAACCAUUUCCAAUCGACUCAAACACAAAGCCUCAAUCUCCUAUAUCGAUUCUCAAGUCAGCUCCUAAGUUCCGGGUCUUCUUUUCGGGAUUAAAGAAAACAAGGCCGGAGAAGGUUGGCAUCGACAACUCUUCUCCGGCUAGUCCGAAGAUUCAAACAGAGAAAACGAUGCUUAAAGCAGAGAGCAAGCGCUUUGCAGUGAGCCCUGUGUUUACCAGAGACAACAGUUUAAGAAGCAAACUGCAGAACGAGAAGGAUGAGGAGGUUUCUGUUGAUGAAUCGUUGAAGAAAUUUGUAAGAGCUGACGUUCCUAAGUACUUAAAAUUGAUGAAGCCAUUGUAUGCCAGAGCUUCGAAGAGGUACACUGACAAAGUUAGCUUAUCACCAUUGUCUUCUCCGUCGACGCAAUCAAUGUGCUCACCAAGAAAAGAGGAUAAACGAGCUACUGCGUUCGGAGGUGUGCGUAAGCACUUAGGGAAAAGCCGGUCAGCGGCGUCUACCUUUGCCGGAGCUUCGUCGUCGCCGUUAUAUCGACGUGAUGAUUCACUGCUGGAAGAACAAAAUGACGGAAUUCAAGGCGCUAUUCUUCAUUGCAAGAGAUCUUAUAGCUCUGUGGCAAAAGGUACAUGUUGUGAAGAUCUGCCAAGAGCCUCUUCUGAGGAGCUUAUCAGAUGGAGUAUUUGAAUUACAAACAAGGAUAACUCGGUGCAGUAAGAUUCUACUGUACACAAUCUUACCUAAAUUCAAAAUAGAUGGCGGGAACAGAACAAAGGCAUUUGUCCUAUUUCCGUAUGGUGCCAUUAUUAUCAUUUUUGUGUAUGUGUUGAGUACAGUAGAGAGUACUAGUAAUAGUAGUCGUAGAGUAGGAUAUAAUUUAGAGCAGUGGCUCAGAGACGUCACUUGAGAAAACGUCCGUCCAGUAAUGAAUGAAAAGUGGUUUUGGUACUGUUUGUAAGUAAAGUAACUAGUAAAAGUAACUCUAUUCGUUUCGAGUUGUUGGAGUAUUUAUUAGUGUUUUAAAAUAAGUGAAUCAUUGAAUUUUUUUU